Molecule: messenger RNA, 4448 nt
Organism: Phaedon cochleariae (mustard beetle)
Lineage: Eukaryota; Metazoa; Arthropoda; Insecta; Coleoptera; Chrysomelidae
Source: the annotation of a GenBank genome assembly
CGCGCCCAAACCCAGUCGGGGGUCGGAGGAGAAGCGCGCGAUGUAAACAGUUCGCGACUAGACAGCGAAGAGAGCGGAACGCGCAGCGCUCACUUGUUCUUCCGGCUUGCUGCGAUUGACACGACGGUGACUGGACUGGCAGUCGGUUGUUGGAUCUUGGAUCGUCUCAGUGCGAUGUGGUGGUUGUGACAGUUGAUCUUGUUGGAUUAUUUAUUGAUGGUUGUUGGUGUUGUGACUGGGAACGAGAGAAGAGCGGUACGAUGAGAAGUAAAAGUGUACCCGUGAAUAUUUUCAUCAGGAAAAUCAACACGUUUUUGGGGGAAGGAGGCGAGGAAGGCUCCCCCGAGGAGGGCGAGGAGGACAAAGCAGAGGGUGAGGACGACCUCGAGUCGAUGAGCCCCGUGUCCGCCGGCGGCCACGACGACGAGGGCUGCUCGCCGCCCCCAGGAGGGUUGCUGACCCCCACGAGCCCCCGGUCCUUCCACGAGGACCUCGACGUUCGAAGGGACCUCCGAUCCAGGUGCAACUCCCGCGACUCGACCGACUCGCCCCCUCCUCAAUCCCCAUCGGGCGAGUCGAUGAUGUCCGAACGAGCUGCCCUCCUCCGAGGCAUUCCUUUGGGCACGUCCCUGAGCCCAGUCGGCGUGGCUCUGCCCCCCUCUCUACCCGCAGCAGCCUUCCUGCCGCCCCAAUCCGCAGCAAUGGCCGCCUACCUCAACGCCGCCGCCGCUGUAGCCCAGCAGUCGCACCGACUCAUGAUGACGUCACCCCUGCCGCCAGCUUAUGGUACCUCUUCUAUGAUCUCCUCAACAUCACCUACAGGUGGUUAUAAUCACUCGCCUGUGGAGCAGUCGCUGCAAUCGCCUACAGGCGAGGGCAUACUGGAUUUCAGCAAGCGCACGCAGCAGAACAGCGACAGCGACUCUGACGGAGCCACGUUCAGCAAGCCUCACAGCGAAGUAGGCGGAAGCUCCCCUUUGGACCUCUCGGUUACUAGCCGAAAACGCACCAACGAGGAACCCCUAUCGUACUCGCAACAACGGAAACCACGCACCGACUACAAAUCUGCGAUACCUCAUUGGCCGUCACCCAUAGGAGCUUCACACUUACCCUAUUUCGCAGCCGCAGUCGCCGCAGCUGGUCUAUCUUCCCCGAAACCCAACGCUGCAGAACUCUGGAACGGAAAGAUGAAACAAGGGCCCCCAGUACCAAAUGACGCUACUAAAGCUCUAGAGAAGAUGAGUGAGCUGAGCAAACUAGGCGGUGACGAACUUUUCCGGAGCAUGGGAGGUUCAGCCCCAAGUAACUCGGCCACCAACCGACACAGCGCUUGGCAAUCUCACUGGUUGAACAAGGGCGCUGAGCAAGCUAAAGACGUUCUCAAAUGCGUUUGGUGCAAGCAGAGCUUCCCCAGUCUAGCAGCCAUGACCACCCACAUGAAAGAAGCCAAACACUGCGGCGUCAACGUACCAGUCCCUCCAAUGCAGUCGAACAAUCUGAUACCGCAACCGCAAAUCACUUCGCCUUCUAACACCAACACCAGCAACUCCUCUUCGAGUUCCAACAAGCCCAAUCAAAACGAUCUCAACAUGCUGAUCAAGGAAACCAUGCCGCUGCCUAGAAAGCUUGUUCGCGGGCAAGAUGUCUGGUUAGGCAAGGGAGCCGAGCAAACCAGGCAGAUUCUCAAGUGCAUGUGGUGUGGCCAGAGUUUCAGAUCUCUUGCCGAGAUGACCAGCCACAUGCAACAGACGCAACACUACACCAACAUCAUCUCGCAAGAGCAGAUAAUCUCUUGGAGAUCCACGGAUGAUCCGAAAGGUGGCGGCGGUGGAGGUGGACAUUCGGGUUCGGGGCCUCCGCCAGGCGGCGCCAGUAGCCACGUGAGCGCCGUGCUCACCUGCAAGGUUUGUGAUCAGGCGUUUAGCUCGCUGAAGGAACUGAGCAAUCAUAUGGUGAAAAACUCGCAUUACAAAGAGCACAUCAUGAGAUCGAUCACGGAGAGCGGCGGAAGAAGGCGACAAACGAGGGAGAAGCGAAAAAAGAGCUUGCCGGUUAGGAAGUUGCUCGAGCUGGAAAGGGCGCAGCAUGAUUUCAAGAACGGUGAUAGUGGCAUACUGGAGAAAAUGCGGGAAGCAGCUGGAGCCGGUAGGAUAACGUGUGAGAAGUGCGGCAACAAGAUCGAAACGUCUCAAUUCGUAGACCACAUAAGGCAGUGCGUUGGAGGCAUGACGACCAAUCAAAGGAACUUCCUGAAAAGCGCGCUGAUGUCCAGCAACAUUCUACCUCCGGAGAGCCCGAACAGGGAAAAGAUCAAAACACCCAACACGGAGAAAUCUUCGUCCCCGCAACAGUCACCCUCGGUGAACGAAGUCAAUUCGAAAGAAUCACCUGCCGCAAGCGAUAACAACAACGGUUCUUCCCCGUCCGUACUCAACGCCAUAGAGAAACUGAUCGAGAAAAGCUUCGACUCGAGGUCGCGGCAAAACCCGAACUUUCCUGGUCACGGUCCCGCUCAAACCCCUAUGGGUAGCAGCAUACUGAAACGCCUGGGUAUCGACGAGAGCGUCGACUAUACCAAACCCUUAGUCGACGCCCAAACCAUGAACCUUCUACGAAGCUAUCACCACCAGCAGCAGAGCCACCAUUACGCGCGCAGGGAACGUAGCGGGAGCGAAUCUAGCUCCAUGUCAGAGAGGGGUAGUAGCAGGGUCGAAUCUCUUACCCCGGAGCGGAAAAUGGACCCACCGGGUAUACCGAUAACGAAUACUCCAAGGUCCACUCCCGACAUCAAAAGAGAAAAGUCACCGUUGAUGGAGAAACUGAAUAGUACCAGUGAAGGCGAUAGCGAGCAGUUGGUGGUCAAGAAAGAAAUGGAUGAUGAGGAGAAAGUGUUGAGGGAUCAGACGGAGGUUAAAGUGAAGCGGGAGAUGGACGAGCAAGAAGAGGAAGAGCGACGCAGCUUCCAUAGCAACGGGGACAUUUCCAAAGAGGACGCUAGUCCGCAGCGAACGGACGCUCACAGCCCUGGAAGAAACUCUAUGAGCAGUCCGACGAGCAGCGAACGAUCUGCCACCCCCAGAAGCACUAACAGCGAUAAAAAACCAACGGGGGGCGGCAGCCUAGGGGCCCUGAGCUCGAUGUUCGACAACCUGUCGGGAUCGAACGCGACGAGCGAGGCGAACCAAUCAGGUAGCAAACGGGGCUCUAGCCACCCGUUAGCGGCCUUACAGAAGCUAUGUGAUAAGACUGAAACGCAUCCCAACAACAGGGGUGUUUCUUCGGCCACGGUGGUCAACCCUAGCGUCAGCUCUAGCACCACCACGACGACCAGCGGCAGUUCCACCCCUGGGGCCAUCUUGGCCUUCAGCUGGGCUUGCAACGAUGCCGUGAUGACUUCGGACUCGAUCAUGAAAUGCGCUUUCUGCGAUACGCCCUUCAUUUCCAAGGGCGCGUAUAGACAUCACCUGUCGAAGAUGCAUUUCGUGAAGGACGGGGUGAUUCCGGAUCCCGUGGCUCUCAAGUCGCCGCAGGCUAGUUCUUCCAGUGCGGGGGUGCCUUUGAAGAGUACUUCGGUGCUACCACCGAGCAUGCCAAGCGCGUCCGGUUCCGGGGGGGCUAAAAGUCCGCCGGCCGCGGGGGGGUUCGAGGAGAGUCCCCAUUCGAAGUUUCUCAAGUACACGGAGUUGGCCAAACAGUUGUCUAGUAAAUAUGUGUAGAUAGCGUUCGUUCAGUGAGUACAUUCCUAUUCUGUAAAGUUGAAGAUAGUCUUGAAGGCAUAUGACCGCUGUGAGCGGUAUUUUGUGAUGUUAUCAUAUCGUAAUACAACCAAUAAUUUAUGAAGUAGGGCAAUACAGUACAUAUAUAUUCAAUGAUUACAAAAAAUGUCGAGUGAUUUUAAUUGUUAUACGAAUUUCAAGUCACAGAAUGUAAAUAUUACAAACAUAAAUCAGUAUUGUAAGUAUGUAUACUAUUAGGAUUUAAGUACCGAAUCAGAUGCUGAGAUCGCUAUUCAAUAGUUCUGAUGUGUCAAAAAAAUGAAAUGUACGUACUAAACAAUUUUGGUGUCUGUUUCGGUUUGGAAUUCAAUACGAAUCCUGUCCUGAAUUUUAAAUGUAAAAAAUAUAGUUGUUGGUCGAAUAAAACCGUAAGUUUCUGAAAGUACUAAAAACGUAGUUGUGAAGAACCAUCGAUUGAAUUUUCUCUAUCGACUAUCCAUUCGUUUUGAAUGCUAUAAGUUUCAAAAGAAUAAAACACUAAGUAUACGUAUGUCGUAAACAUUUCAUCUUCCAUGAAAGUUCUCAGAUGACUAUUUAUCAAUAAUCAUUAUAUUAUACCGAAUAAUUAAAAAAAUGUAUACGCAAUUAGCUGAUAUUCAUGGCGAAGCUCUUUUUAUGUUUUGGAAAAUUUAACUUGAUUUGAUAUUUUGUUGUAUUUGAUCGCGAUAAAAG